Gossypium arboreum is the source of this 1074-nucleotide messenger RNA. Its product is annotated as non-specific lipid transfer protein GPI-anchored 6-like. The record is from RefSeq and is a predicted model, not a curated record. NCBI's taxonomy places the organism in Eukaryota, Viridiplantae, Streptophyta, Magnoliopsida, Malvales, Malvaceae. The coding region runs from base 111 to 659 and encodes 182 amino acids. Gene Ontology annotation, molecular function: lipid binding. The transcript has 3 exons. Gene Ontology annotation, biological process: lipid transport.
AUAUAUAUAUAUGGGUGUGUGCGUAUGCCCUGGAACAGUUACGGUUUCGACCCAUCCAUCUUUUUCUCUUCUUCCCAGCAGAAAUAGCAGAAAUAAUAAUAGCACUAAUCAUGGAGUCCAAACAUGGGAGUUGGAGACUCUCAUUAAUGUUGCUUCUGGUUAUGCUUGGGUUGGCAAAAGCUGAUAUCAAUCAAGACAAAACAGAAUGUAGUAAUGAGCUAGUAGGGCUGGCUCCAUGUCUCCCCUACGUUGGUGGAGACGCAAAAACCCCCACCAUAGAUUGUUGCAGUGGGCUGAAACAGGUGCUGGAUAAGAGCCGGAAAUGCCUGUGUGUAUUGCUUAAAGAUAGAGAUGACCCCAGCCUUGGCCUCAACAUCAACGCUACUCUCGCGGCAACACUUCCUACCACUUGUCGUGCCCCUGUCAACAUGACCGACUGCAUCUCUCUUCUGCACUUAACUCCCGAUUCCCAGGAAGCUAAGUUAUUUCAAGGAUAUCAGAAGCUGACACACACUGGCAACUCCAACUCCACUACCACUGCUGCUGCUGCUGCUGCAGACAAGAGUGAUGGAGGAAAGGCAAAGAAGUGGGUGGGAGUAGAGAUAGCGUUCGGAGUUUCACUAUGGAUUUUCACCAUAAACCGGAACCUUGGUGUGUGAUUGAUUUCUUCUAUAAACGGUGGAUCCAGUUUUUAUGUGUCGUACAUUCUCUUUCAUUCACUUGUCUUGCUUUGCCCAACAAUUCCUGGCUAGAUGUAGAUCACAUGUGGACUAAAGCUUUUUAUUUCUUACCUCCCAUCAUCAAAACAAAACAACAUAUGUCUUGCCUUCAUCUUAAUUUUGCAAUUAUAUAUUUCUGCCAACAUGGAUUAAUUGGUAUGGUAGGGAACACAUCUCAAAAUACUUUUGCUCCUUCAUUCCAUUUUCACAGGUAUCUCCGACUAUAGCAAACCCAAAUACAUAACUAAUGUAUUUAAAUGGUUUUGUCGGUUGUAGCGUUUGCUUAUUGAUUUAUGUCGACCUGAUCCUUAAUUAUAUCUUUUAUUUUAUUAAAUUAAAAAUUCAACUAAAUAAA